Molecule: messenger RNA, 1329 nt
Organism: Aspergillus bombycis
Lineage: Eukaryota; Fungi; Ascomycota; Eurotiomycetes; Eurotiales; Aspergillaceae
Product: MCT family MFS transporter
Exons: 4
Coding region: 1-1329 (442 amino acids)
Biological process (GO): transmembrane transport
Cellular component (GO): fungal-type vacuole membrane
Molecular function (GO): transmembrane transporter activity
Source: RefSeq, a predicted model, not a curated record
AUGCAUCGAAGCCGUACCAGCUCGCAGGAACGCGAUAGCCUUCCACCACGGGGUGACGAAGGGGGCAUAUCAACAUCAAUGGAUGGGGAGAAAUCUUUGUCGCCCACAGAUCAGCCCGACGCGCCUCCGGAUGGGGGAUUAACCGCGUGGUUGGUUGUGGUAGGUGCGUGGUGCACGUCUUUCUGUAGCUUUGGAUGGGUCAACAGUGUCGGCAUAUUUCAGAACUACUAUGAGUCUCACCUGCUGAAGCAGUUCUCUUCCAGUACCAUCUCCUGGAUUCCUUCCCUGCAAAUCUUCUUUAUGUUUGCCAUGGGCCCCAUUGUUGGGAAGCUGUACGACACAUUUGGCGCUCGAUACUUGAUUAUCGGAGGGACAUUUUUCCAUGUCUUCGGUCUGAUGAUGGCGUCAAUCUCAAAAGAAUACUACCAAAUCUUGCUUUCCCAAGGCAUCUGCAGCGCCAUCGGGGCGGCCGCUAUAUUUCAACCAGCCCUAAGCGCUGUCAGUGCCUGGUUUAAUCGCAAACGCGGCAUCGCCUUUGCUACUCUAUCGACGGGCUCCAGCGUCGGUGGGGUGAUCUUCCCCAUCAUGGUCGACCGCCUCAUAGCGAAAGUUGGCUUUGGCUGGAGCAUGCGAAUUUCCGCCUUCAUGAUCUUACUCCUGCUCGGGAUCGCCAUUGUCACGGUGAAGGCACGGCGUCCCCCACAGCAAGGCCCAAAGCCCUCCAAUGUGCAGUUGCUUCAGCCAUUCAAGGAGCCCGUGUUCAUCAUUACCCUCCUGGGAUACAUGCUUCUUACCUAUGGGGUCUUUAUCCCAAUCAACUAUGUGAUCGUCCAGGCGGUCGCAAGCGGUAUGAGCGCAGACCUCGCGUCAUACUUGGUUCCCAUGUUGAAUGCGGCCAGCCUCUUUGGCCGUCUCGGAGCAGGAUUCAUGUCCGAUCGGUACGGUAGAUACAAUAUCUUUAUCGUCAUGUGUAUCGUUGCGGGUGUGCUCGUACUUGCUCUUUGGAUCCCCGCGGCCUCUAAUGCGCCCAUCAUCGUGUUUGCGACUCUCUUUGGCUUUGCAUCUGGAGCGUAUGUCAGUCUUUCGCCCGCGCUGAUCGCCCAGAUCUCACCUUUGAAAGAGGUUGGGUAUCGCACUGGUCUGCUCUUCCUGUUUGCAUCUGUGGGUGGGCUGACGACCAGUCCGAUUGCGGGAGCAAUUCUGCAACACGCCGGUGGAGACUAUACUAAUAUGAAGAUCUUCUCGGGUGUGAUGCUCUUAGCAGGAACGGCAUUCAUCGUCGGCGCGAGGUUGGUUGGGACAGGUCUGAAAUUGAUGGUGAAAUAUUAG